ACCGGCCCCCGACCCGGUUAAAUCGAGAGCAAUUUUACCGUUUCCGUCCGGCAGAUUCCACUGUUCUUCUUCCUCCCGUCGGUCGGGUUCCGCUUCCACCAAGCAAGCAGAGACCCAGUAGCGAGCAAUGGCGGCCGCGCUCAGGAGGGCCGUCGCGCAGCGCUUCGCGGCGGCGCCGCAGGCCACCUACGGGAUGCGCCGCUUCACGCAGGAGCGGCCCGCGUUCCGCCCCACCAUGCCCCCGGACGCCGGGUUCUUGCCCCUGGCUGACCGGAUCCGCGACCACCUCGGCGUCUCCUUCCCGCGCAUCAACCUCGACGGCCUCGUCCCGCCCGCCGCCCCGCCUGCCCCUCCUGCUCCGGCGAGACAGGAGGCGACGGCGGAGGUGGGCAGCCUGACGGUGGCGGAGGCGCGGAAGGUGCUGCGCGCCACGCAGAUGGAGGCGGCGCGGGCCCGGGUGCGGGCGUCCCGCGAGGGCGCCGUGCCCUACGCCGACUUCCUCAGGCUCUGCUGCGACGCAGCGGGCGCCGACGCCGGACCCUCCGUCGGCAUCGACACUAAAUAUGAAGCAUUCCUGAAUUUUCAACUCAUUAAUGGUGCCAGCAUAUACACCCAUCAUAUGCCAAACUCUCAAAAGAAAAACAUCGUCAAAUUACAGGAAAUGUUUUUGUCCUUGUUAUUCAAAUUGCAGGUUGUGAAAGCAAUUGAGAAGGUGAUACCCAUGCCGCGAGCCCCAGCCAUCGCCGAGAACGACCCUGCAAGGGAAGAGCUGAAGGCGAUGGAGGCCGUGAAGGCGGACAUCGACCGCAGAGCCACGCUCCAGGUGCGGCGGGAGCUGUGGGGAGGGCUGGCUGCCCUGGCCCUCCAGACGGCCGGCUUCAUGAGGCUGACGUUCUGGGAGCUGUCCUGGGACGUGAUGGAGCCCAUCUGCUUCUUCGUGACCUCCACCUACUUCAUGGCCGGCUACGCCUUCUUCCUCCGGACCAAGAGGGAACCGUCGUUUGAGGGCUUCUUCCAGAGUCGCUUCCUGGUGAAGCAGAAGCGCCUGAUGAAGGCCCAGGACUUUGAUCUCCGCCGCUACAGCGAGCUCCGGCGAGCCUGCGGCCUUCCGGCGCUGCAAGCUCAAAGUAGUCCCUGCGAGUUCGCCCAGGAUAGCAAUUGCCAUUCUUACUGCCAGUGUCAUUGAUCUGUUAUUGCCAAUUCUUUGUGCCCAUUUGAUGUGGCUGCUCUUCAUGUACCGUUCUGGAACGCGGAGCGUACUCAUUGGAGAAUUUUAAGUUGGAUUCAGGUUAAACUCGAAA
Molecule: messenger RNA, 1301 nt
Organism: Lolium rigidum
Lineage: Eukaryota; Viridiplantae; Streptophyta; Magnoliopsida; Poales; Poaceae
Product: calcium uniporter protein 2, mitochondrial-like
Exons: 3
Coding region: 128-1186 (352 amino acids)
Biological process (GO): calcium import into the mitochondrion; mitochondrial calcium ion homeostasis
Cellular component (GO): uniplex complex; mitochondrial inner membrane
Molecular function (GO): calcium channel activity; uniporter activity
Source: RefSeq, a predicted model, not a curated record